UAUUGUUAAUGAAAAUGCAUCACUGUUACCAGAAAUGCAGUAACAAACCAGUGUGAUUUUACUCCCAACUGAAGAGGUGGGAGUUAAAUCUGUUUGUUUUAGUUCAUGUUGUCUAGACCUGAUGCUCACAAGCUGUUUAAACAGGAUCUUAGCCGUAUGCACUGAAAAGACAGCUGUGCAAUUCUUCUAUGCCUCUUGGAGCAAGAACAUUAACCCAUGGAAUAACGCUUGGCUCCACUAGGUCAGGUCUGCCUGCCCACCAACAGCCAUGCCCUACCUCACCGUAUGCAACUGGCAGCUUAGCUGGACUCUGACACUGGUGUUCGGGUAUCUCUUUUAUCUCCUCCUGGGAGCUACGGUGUUCCAGCUUCUAGAGAAGCAGGCAGAAGCCCAGAGUCGAGACCAGUUCCAAAUGAAGAAGCUUAUGUUCCUGCAAAACUAUACAUGCCUGGAUCGGCAAGCUCUGGAGCAGUUUGUGCAGGUCAUUAUGGAAGCUUGGGAAAAAGGAGUCAACCCUGAAGGAAAUUCAAACAAUCCUAGUAACUGGGACUUCAGCAAUAGUUUCUUCUUUGCUGGGACUGUGGUCACUACUAUAGGUUAUGGGAACUUGGCCCCCAGUACAGUAGCUGGACAGGUCUUCUGUGUAUUUUAUGCUUUGUUUGGGGUCCCUCUUAAUUUGGCAUUUCUCAAUCGGUUGGGAAAAGGACUCAGCACAUACCUGAUUGACCUGGACAGAUGGGUCCACAAGUCAGGGCGAGCUCAGGUGGUGCAGACAUUAACCAUGGUAUUAUUUCUGAUGGCUGGGACUUUACUCUUCCUGGUUUUUCCACCAAUGAUCUUCAGUUAUGUUGAAGGCUGGAGUUACGGAGAAGGCUUCUACUUCACCUUUAUCACCCUCAGCACCAUUGGAUUUGGAGAUUAUGUAGUAGGCACUGAUCCUAGCAAGCACUAUAUUUCAGUGUACCGAAGCUUGGCAGCAAUUUGGAUUGUCUUUGGUUUAGUCUGGCUUGCUCUGAUAUUCAAUUUGGGAGCAGAUGUAAUGGAGAAAUUCCUACAAUUUAAUAAACAAAAGCCAGAUCCAGGGACAACAGAAGUGACUGUUUCCAAAAGAGAAGAUAAUCCUGAUCCACCCAGGAUCCAUAUUCCCAGCUGAGGGUCUCUCAUGGAUAGGCAGCUUAGAAGAACUUAUAUGUGCAUUCAAAGCCUGUGGAUAUGAUAUACUGCUUUCCACCCAUAAUGUGACUGACCAAUUUCAUAAAAGACAGAGGGAUUUUUUUCCCAAGCAGUAGUAAAAACUUUGUGUGCAAAAAGCAGUUGAAUGAAAAGGAAGGGAAAAUUCACUGAGAUUAUAAUUACUACACUUUCCAUUCAGCCAAUUAUCUCCCAUUGAACUAAUUAUUAGAACAGGCCUAUCAAAUGGCUUGUGGGCACUGGGUUCCAAAAUAACUUUUUAAAAUUUUACUGGAAGUGGUCAAGGGUUUUUUUCUUCCAAGAGAACCCCGUCAUUUAUCUCCACUUCCUGAUUUCCCUUAAGCAAGUAGUGAAAUCUGUUAAACAGAAAAAAUGCACAUAUUUUACUAGUUGCAUCUGUGAAGGAAAUUUCAAACAAGGCAUAGUUGCAAACUAAUGGAUCUCAGUGACAGGAGCUUUUCUUCUCCUGUCCUUCUUCUAUUAUUAGACCAUAAAAAGCCAAAGGAAAAACAAACCCUGAACUUAUUUUCCUCAGUACCUUGGCUCUACAGUUAGCAGACUCUGGUUAGUCCUUUUUCCAAGGAACUUUGAAUAUUCUCAGUAUUUUCUCCUUGAAGAUGUCCCAAGGCAGAUAUUAAAAUUCUCAAAGUUCAGAAUACCAAUUUCAAAAAAGAAUUGGUGCUUAUUCUGGAGAAGAGGGAAUGCAUAUAACUGGAAAUUUUCAAUUUAAAUGUUCAAAUUGUUAUACUAGUACCUGAAAUAAUUGGAGGAAAACUAGAACUACUAUUUAUACUUCAUCCAGGUCUGGGGCCCAGGCAUUUUGCUGCUUAAAACAAGUAGGUGCCCCUCUCUGUUCCAUGUACUGAUGCUAUCUGUACUAGCAACUGAAGGUAGAAAAAUAUUCUCUACCAUAUCAAAAGGAACUUUCUAGUUUAGGCAGUCCAGAACAGGUUGUGUGACAGCGCUCCAUCCAGUAUCACCGACCAGAAACAGAGAUUAAUAGUAGAGUUCCCUCUCAUGUAAAAAGAGAGAAGAACCAUCCUGAUACUUUGCAAAGUAGUACUUGCAUUUUUGAACUGCAUCAUUAAGCUUCAUAGGAUGAUGCCAUGGCUGCAAGUGUACAUUGCUGAGUAGGAAAGAAAGAAAAAAGCCUGAAGAAUGAGACCGCCUUGAUAGAUUUCCUAGAUGGAUUGAGUCAAAUUGACAGAAUUUCUGCAAGUACAAUCCACUGAGUCUUUCAUGAAGAACAAAAACAAAUAUGCCAAGAAAUAUGGGAGAGAGAUAUGGUAAGGUAGAACUUUUUUUCAUCUCUUUCCAAGCAAGGAGCUUCAACAAGUGCUGACAAGCAGGAUCCAAGAAAUUACAGAAUACUCCUUGGAAGACCUACU
Molecule: messenger RNA, 2579 nt
Organism: Crotalus tigris (Tiger rattlesnake)
Lineage: Eukaryota; Metazoa; Chordata; Lepidosauria; Squamata; Viperidae
Gene: KCNK16
Product: potassium two pore domain channel subfamily K member 16
Exons: 5
Coding region: 269-1153 (294 amino acids)
Biological process (GO): potassium ion transmembrane transport; stabilization of membrane potential
Cellular component (GO): membrane
Molecular function (GO): potassium ion leak channel activity
Source: RefSeq, a predicted model, not a curated record